UUUUCAAACUUUUCAAUCUCGAAUUGACACAUAUCGGACCUGUUUUUGAAUCUGUUCCUGACAAGUCCUUUUUGAAGUCCACCGCCUGGUCUUUUCAUACCAAAAGCUCUUCUUCUACUUUCCUCUCUCACUUCCAAACGAAGAGUUAGCGGGUAUUUUUUCUGGAACUCUGGAAAUUUCGGUUCCCGGAAAUGGACAUACCGACCAUCGUCGAUCAUUUUCUGAUCUCUGGUGUGGUGACGUGAUAUUACAUUUGCAAGGCGUCUAAUUUGUGUUUUAGCGGUAUUUGUAAACCAUAAGUAAAAGCGAAGAUUUUUAAUUUUAGUUUGCAUAGUUCUGAAGUUAUUCUAUACUUUGUCUUGCAAAUUCUUUCAAGCAAGUGAUUAUUAUAAUCAUCAAGAUAAUCCGCGUGAUAUAGGUAUCAGUUUUUGCUCCAAGCCUCUCAAAUUUCGGAGAUCGGUUAGUUUUUACCCAAAUUUUUCAUUCCCGAAGCUGAUCAGAAAGUAUUUAAGGAAAAAUAGGAGGAGUAGAUUUUAGAAUUUGAAGUCUUCAUCUUUGGCUGAUCAUUGAUGCCCCAAAAAACUAUGUGCUGUGGAAAAUGGUUUUCGAAAACUGAAAGCUCGAGAUAAUUCCAAAAGAAUAGCGUUUUCAAAUUUUGAUCAUCAGAAAUGCCUUUCCCUAUGAAAAUUCAACCAGUUGAUUUCAACGUCCAAACUGAACCAACUGUAUUUGAGCCGGUGAAGCCAGUGACAAAAUCGAGAUUCAAGAGGCUUUUCGAGAGGCAAUUUUCCAGCGUUCUGAGAAUAUCAACGCAGGAAAAGGCGGCCGGCAACGGAGGCGCUGAUGAGCCUCAUCACUGUAACAAGGAUGGUCCUGAAGAAUUCGAUCCGAGCUCUGUUUGCCUUGCGAAAAUGGUUCAGAAUUUCAUUGAGGAUAACAACGAGAAACCCCACAGGUGUAGCCGUAACAGAUGCAAUUGCUUUAAUAAAAACUGCACGGACAGCACCGAGGAGGAACUUGACUCAUUCAAUUGCUUUGGCGAUUCUACCUAUUCUCCUUCAUCUGAUGCACUUGAUCUUGUCAAGAGUUUGGUACCUUGUGUGUGUGUUUUUGAGAGAAAUCUGUUAGCAGACACUGCAAGAAUUGUUGAGAAAAACAAGAUCAGUAAGCGAAAAGACGAUUUUUGUAGAACAAUUGUAACUGACAAUCUUAUCUCUCUUGGAUACAAUGCUUCAAUUUGCAAAUCUCGCUGGGAAAAAUCCCCCUCUUUUCCCUCAGGGGAAUAUGAAUAUGUUGAUGUGAUGAUCGAAGGGGAGAGGUUUAUAAUUGACAUUGAUUUUCCAUCAGAAUUUGAAAUUGCUAGAUCCACCAAAGCAUACAAAUCGAUUCUCCAAACACUACCUAACAUAUUUGUAGGUAAAAUUGAUCGCCUUGAGAAGAUUAUUGACAUUGUAUCAGAUGCAGCCAAAGAGAGCUUGAAGAAGAAGGGUAUGCCAUUUCCUCCAUGGCGCAAGGCCGAUUAUGUUAAGGCCAAAUGGCUUUCUCCUUACACCCGAACUACUUCGGGUGCAACUGAUGAGGAAGUAAAGGAUCUGAUUACAGCAAAAACAAGUUCUUGUGUCGAAUUUGAGUUGAUUUUUGGGGAAAAAUGUUCGCCAAACGAUACUAACGACAAUGGAAAUGACACCGUUUUUACUAUCUCUAACAGUACAUCUUCAGACAAGAGCACGACUCCAUUGACGAAGCCAUUGGAAAUUAGGCCGAGGAGUUUGCAGAAAGGAGUGAAGAUGGUUACCGGUUUAGCUUCUGUAAUUGAAGAUAAACCAUUAAAGUUUUGGUUUUUUUGAGUUUUGCUUAUGCUUUGAGGGUACAAUACUCUGGUAAGCUAAUCAUUCCCUUCUCCUUUUAUUGUAAGGGUGUUGAACUGCUGCUAUUACUACUAAAUAUGAUCAAUAAUGAUGAUCAAGUAAAGAAAAGCUUUAUAAAAUUUUGGUAUCAGAUUUUGCUUUGUGAUGAUUUAUUUGAUCUUUAA
Olea europaea var. sylvestris is the source of this 2032-nucleotide messenger RNA. RefSeq lists its product as uncharacterized. Lineage: Eukaryota; Viridiplantae; Streptophyta; Magnoliopsida; Lamiales; Oleaceae. The record is from RefSeq and is a predicted model, not a curated record. Bases 669 to 1847 code for a protein of 392 amino acids. The transcript is spliced from 3 exons.